This is a messenger RNA of Emys orbicularis (European pond turtle), 1980 nucleotides long. Its product is annotated as broad substrate specificity ATP-binding cassette transporter ABCG2-like. Gene Ontology annotation, cellular component: plasma membrane. Gene Ontology annotation, molecular function: ABC-type transporter activity; ATP binding; ATP hydrolysis activity. The record is from RefSeq and is a predicted model, not a curated record. The coding region runs from base 1 to 1980 and encodes 659 amino acids. Gene Ontology annotation, biological process: transmembrane transport. The transcript is spliced from 15 exons. NCBI's taxonomy places the organism in Eukaryota, Metazoa, Chordata, Testudines, Emydidae.
AUGACAGAGAACCAACCACACAGCAGUAUUCAGAUAUCAGAACCAAGUACCAAUGGCUUCCCCUGGAGAAAACUGUCCUCUGUAGAAAAGGGAAAGUUUCCUGCAGAAGCCACUGUGACCUUUCACAACAUCUGCUACAGAGUGAAAGUGAAGAGUGGCUUUUUAUAUUGUCAAAAAGCUGUUCCUAAACAAAUUUUGAAAGAUAUCAAUGGGAUUAUGAGACCCGGUCUUAAUGCAAUUUUGGGACCCACUGGCAGUGGCAAAUCUUCGCUAUUGGAUAUCUUAGCUGCAAGGAAAGAUCCUCACGGGCUCUCUGGAGAGAUUUUGAUAAAUGGAGCUCCUCGGCCUGCCAAUUUUAAAUGUAUCUCUGGAUAUGUGGUACAGAAUGAUGUGGUUAUGGGGACCCUGACAGUGAGAGAAAAUUUUGAGUUCUCAGCUGCACUCCGAUUGCCAAGUACCGUGUCUGAACAGGAAAAGAAGGAACGAGUGAACCAAAUAAUCAGGGAACUGGGUUUGGCCAAAGUGGCAGAUUCCAAGGUUGGCACCCAGUUUAUUCGUGGGGUGUCUGGGGGAGAAAGAAAAAGGACCAAUAUUGGAAUGGAACUCAUUACUGACCCUGCAGUCUUGUUCUUAGAUGAACCAACUACUGGAUUAGAUGCCAGCACUGCCAAUGCUGUCUUGCUGCUCCUGAAAAGGAUGUCAAGUCAGGGGAAAACAAUAAUCUUUUCACUCCAUCAGCCCCGGUACUCCAUAUUCAGAUUGUUUGAUAGCCUGAUGUUACUGGCUGCAGGAAGCCUGUUGUACCAUGGCCCUGCUCGGAAUGCUCUGCAAUACUUCAAAUCUAUUGGUUAUGAAUGCGAGCCAUACAACAAUCCUGCUGAUUUUUUUCUGGAUAUCAUUAAUGGAGACUCAACUGCUGUGACACUCAGCAAAUCAGAAUUUGUCAAAACCAUUGAAGAGGACAGAGGUGAUAAGACUAUUGCUGAGAAAUUAGCGGAGUUGUUUUCCAGUUCCCCUUACUACAAAGAAACAAAAGCAGAAUUAGAGAAGCUGUCUUUGAAAAAUAAAAGGAAGAUGAGUGCAGAUUUCCAGAAAAUCACAUAUAGCACUUCCUUCUUUCACCAGCUCAAGUGGGUGUCCAGACGCACAUUUAAAAACUUGAUAUAUAACCCACAAAGCUCCAUGGCCCAGCUGUGUAUUACAACUGGUCUGGGAGUAGUUGUAGGAGCCAUUUUCUCUGGAAUAAAAAAUGAUUCCAGUGGCAUUCAGAACAGAGUUGGUGCUUUAUUCUUUUUGACCACCAAUCAGUGUUUGAGCAGUGUUACAACUAUUGAACUUUUUGUCACAGAAAAAAAGAUAUUUAUACAUGAAUAUAUCAGUGGUUACUACAGAGUAUCUACAUAUUUUUUCUCAAAGAUAAUAGCUGAUUUAAUACCCAUGAGGACUUUACCAAGCAUCAUCUUCACCUGUAUAAAUUAUUUCUUAAUAGGUUUCAAGCCAACAGUUGGAGCCUUCUUUAUCAUGAUGGUUACCCUUAUACUGGUCGCCUACACAGCCAGUUCUAUGGCUCUGGCUAUAGCAACGGGACAAGAUGUUGUGGCUGUCGCUAAUCUCCUCAUAAAUAUUUGCUUUGUUUUUAUGAUUAUUUUCUCUGGCUUGCUGGUAAAUCUCACAAGCAUCGAAUCUUGGCUUUUCUGGCUGAACUAUUUCAGCAUCCCUCGCUACGGCCUGACAGCUUUGCAAAUUAAUGAAUUUACAGGUCUAAGCUUUUGCCAGAACGCCAGUGUGACUGGGGUCAAUGUAAGUUGCAUCACUUCUAGUCCAUUUACAAUCUGCACUGGAGAAGAAUAUUUGAAAAUGCAAGGCAUUGAAGUGUCUGCUUGGGGCAUGUGGAGGAAUUAUGUGGCUCUUCUAUGCAUGACACUAAUCUUCUUUACAAUUGCAUAUUUGAAACUGCGCUUCCUGAAGAAGUUCUCUUAA